CUAAACCCUAAAUUGACCCACCUUUUCCUUACCCUAUUUUCGCCUAAGACUCACCCUGCCGCCACCCUCACCCCUCACUCAGUUUUCCGGCGCCAUCCAGAAGGAGAGGAAGUCGCCGCCAUCCUCACCCCUCGCCCAGAGCUCCGACGCCAUCCAGAAGGAGAGGAAGUCGCCGCCACCCUCACCCAGACUCGCCUCCACCACCAAGACCCGUCGCCGCCACCGAGACCCGUCGCCGCCAGCAUCUUCGCCCAAGCCCAGAUCCGCCGCACUGUCGCCGAGGAGGAAGGAGAAGCCUACAAAUCAUCGUCCGCCUCUAGCCCUCUGCUUCUGCUCAGACCCGCCAGAGGUAAAUCUCUCUCUCCCUCUCUUCUCGUUUGGUUGAGUUGCGCCGACGUCGCGGGUUGAAAACCCGUCGCCAGUGGCUAGAGGCAGGUAGGGCGAUCGAUUUGGCCGGUGGUAGACGCAGGCAGGGCGCCCACGCGAAUCCGGCGGAGCCAGGUAGCCCACCUGCCCCGACCCUGGUCCGAUCCGGUCUCCGACCCGCCCUGACCCUGGUUCGACCCAUUUUCCGACCCGUCCUGACCCUGGUCCGACCCGUUUUCCGACCCGCCCGAACCCUGGUCCGACCCGUUUUCCGACCCGCCCGACCCGUUUUGAUUUUUUUUCAAUUAAAAUGCAAAUGUUAAUGAUUAGAAUGUUCAUUUUAAUUAAUAAUAUAUAAAUUUGAAUGGUAAAUUAUAAUCAAUAUAUGACAUUUUAUAAUGGGAAGGAAGAAAAGAAUCUGUUUGUUGCGGUUGCUGUGUGAUGAGAGGAUGUUAAUUAGCAUUUGACAAUAUAAGUAGUGUUUGAAUUGAAAAAGUUGUUGAUUGUUAAUAAUGAUUAUAAAUAGUUAAUGAAUAUAGGAUUGUUAAUUGCAAUACUAAGAAGAAUUAAUUUUAUUUCUUGAUAGUUGGUAAAAUAAGCGAAAGAAAGGGUAAGAAUUAGUACGAGGGUUUGUGAUGAUUAAUAUAAUUAGUAUUUGACAAUAUAAUUUGUAUUGGAAUUCAUAAAUUUUAUGGUUGUAAAUAAUUAUUAUGUAUAGUUAAAAGAUGUAUGGUUGUCAAUUACAAUUCUGAAAAUAAAUAAUUUUAUUUUCUUGAUAGCAGGCAACAAUGAGCGAAAGAAAGGGCAAGGAAAAAUUGAGGGUUCUCGGACGCAACGUUACAGUAUCUGAGCGGAAAAAACGUCAAGAGGAGUCAGAUAGACUUCGUGAGGAGGAGCGUCAGGAGAAGCUUUCGCGUCGUCAAGCUGCAGUGGAUCCUCCCCCUCAUAGCUAUGUUUCCCAGCCGAUACCAGGCAUCACAUUUGGCUGUUGGAUAUUUUAUGUUUUGAUGUUGGAUAUUUCUUAAGAUUGAUGUUGAAUAUUUCUUAAGGUACAUUUGGAUGUGUUAUGUUUGAGUGUUUAUAUACUAAUUAAAAUUUUUAACCACUACUUAUAUAUCUAACAAAAACACAACAAACAACAAUUUUUAAUGAUCACACAAAAUUACUUGCACCAUCGGGCGGGUAGGGAAUAUGGCUCAACCAGCGGUUAGAAGGGUAGAAAAUAUGGCUCGACCUCCGAGAGGGCGGGUAGGAUAUAUGCCCUCACCUCUAGGAAGGCGGGUUCACAACAUGCUUUGUCCACGGCCUGUGCUGGAAGGGUAUAUUCCUGCACCAUCCGUCAGGUGGGUGUGCAACAUGCUCAACCCACGGUGAAGAUGGGUAGGUGAAAUGUUUGGUCCGUGGUGCAGGCAGGUUUUCAACCCGCAUAGUCUAUUUUUUCAGCAACAAUAAUUGUGAACACAAUUGAUUAAUUUCAACUAAAUCCACAUAAAUUUGAACACAAAAUCAUUGAUUAAUUCCACCUAAAACCACAUACAUUUUAACACAAAAUGUCAAUCUUUGAUAAUUGCACCUAAAUCCACACAACUUUAAACAUAAACACACACUAGACACAUCAAUAACAUAAUCAAUCUAAGGCAACAAUGUUUAAUCAUUCUCUUCAUCGUCAGUGGGUGGAUAAUGUCCUCCAAGGAUGGCAUACAAUUCCUGCUCCUGUUGGUAUAACUCAUCUCAAUGCGGAAUUGUGCUCAUAUUCCAAAAAUGAGUCCAUUGUGGACUAAAAUAUGGCAUUGGUGUCACCCCAUCGACAUUGUCGAGAACUAGUCGGACCCAAUGAGCCCCAGUAAAUCAAAUCGAACCCAAUGUUGAAGUUCUUCUUGACCAGACUAACACCAAUCAACUGAACCAGUGGCUGCUUAUACUUGUUAGUCUUGUACGUCGAGUCUAUCAAAACAACAAAAUACCAUGCCAACAACAUCCAAAUCGACUCAGGAUGGCAUAGGAAGAGUCUAGUAACACGACGUUGAUCAUCAAAUUCACACUCAAUAAAGUAGCCAAGACGUUGAGCUUCUAUCAAUGUCCACCGCAUAGGUUUCAACCCACCCAAUCUCUCACGCCUAAUUUUUGCUGUCUCAUUAUAAAUCUGAGUCAUGUUGUGAUGAGCAUCGUACUUCAUAUUGAGCAAACUUCUGAUAUCUUUCGCCUGAGUAUGUGUUGCCUCCAACUCCUUAAUAUUCAUUUUUUCCACCUGCGAAAGAGCAUUCUUUUGCCUGCUUCCCUCAGAGUAAACCUCCAAUCUGUGACUGUGAAAUCCCCUCGCCUUAAUCCCAUGAAUUCUCCACUUACAAUUGCCAUCUAUUUUUACGGAUUGCACCACCACUCGGAAAUGACAAUCUAACUUGCAUGUUGUAGAUUUGCUCCGUGUUGUCUUUGCGGGAUCAGACGUAUAUGAGUUGCUCCUACUACCAUGGUUGCAAUCCAUAUAGAUCCGCGGAUUGCCUUCUCCAACGUUUCUCUUGACUGAUGCCACUAUCAAGGAAAAACUAUUACUCAUGGCAAUCUCCUUUGCCGCUUUACAAGUUUGAUCAUGGGCAUCAUAAACAUCACUUAGAAACAAUGAUGUGCAAUCAACAUUGUCACCCUCAUUAACUCUGGAUCCACCCUACAAGAAAUACAAGGUAAAAAC
This is a messenger RNA of Linum trigynum, 3052 nucleotides long. NCBI's taxonomy places the organism in Eukaryota, Viridiplantae, Streptophyta, Magnoliopsida, Malpighiales, Linaceae. The record is from the annotation of a GenBank genome assembly.